Trematosphaeria pertusa is the source of this 1042-nucleotide messenger RNA. RefSeq lists its product as uncharacterized. The record is from RefSeq and is a predicted model, not a curated record. Bases 196 to 576 code for a protein of 126 amino acids. The transcript is spliced from 2 exons. Gene Ontology annotation, cellular component: vacuolar transporter chaperone complex; fungal-type vacuole membrane. Lineage: Eukaryota; Fungi; Ascomycota; Dothideomycetes; Pleosporales; Trematosphaeriaceae.
GCUCGAAGAGCUUGAUCUGUUGACUUCUUGCGAUUGCCCUCCACUACCACACUUUCUUCUCGCUACCAUAUCUCAUCUAGAGCUAUUACCCAACUGUACCGGCUUAUCAAUAGCUAAUUGACCCUCUUUCGAGCUAUCCGGGCUCCAUCUCCAUUGACAACCUUCGUUUCUUCUUCCUGGCGGGGUACAGUCGUUAUGUCUAGCCAACCGCUUCUCCAAACUGCCCCAGGCAAACGCAUCGCCCUCCCCACGCGCGUCGAGCCCAAAGUCUUCUUCGCCAACGAGCGCACCUUCCUCUCAUGGCUCAACUUCACCGUCAUCCUAGGCGGCCUCGCCAUGGGGCUUCUCAACUUUGGCGACAAAGUCGGACAGAUUAGCGCGGGCAUCUUCACGCUCGUCGCUAUGGCAGCAAUGGUGUAUGCGCUGUAUACAUUUCACUGGCGCGCGAAGAGCAUACGGCAGAGGGGCCAGGGCGGCUUCGAUGAUCGCUAUGGGCCGUCGAUUUUGGCCAUUGCGCUGUUGGCGGCGGUGAUUGUCAAUUUUGCCUUGAGGGUUACGGUUGGCGAGAAGCAUUGAUGAGAUAUGCUGUUGACUUUGAAUUAGGUCGACUGGACCUGGGCUUCGUCGAUUUCGGCAGUCGUGUUGCUGCCGGCGAUGAUUGUGAUUUUUAGGUUGAGGGCUACCGAUGAAGACUUGACGGCGGAUACCACAAUCGAGGACGAUUACAGUAUUGGAAGCGGAUCGAGCGCACAACGGUCGUUUGGAACAUAGAGCGGCGAGGCAUCUAUCACUAUGUGUAUAUGGUGGAGCUGUUCAUAGAAGAGUUGCGGGAUACCAUGGGCCGGCGUGAGUUUCAAUUGCGCAUUGUUUCUUCAGUCGAAAGCAGCAUGUCGCGGUUCACGCAUUCAUAUAUGCCACAAUGUCUAUUCCUCCCGAUUGUCGCCUUUCUCGCUACAACUCAUUGCCCAGACCCGCGUCAAUCACCUAUUCGCACAUUGGGCCAAAAUCAAAUAUCAACUAACAGUUCUAUCACCUUCUAAGG